This is a messenger RNA of Nelumbo nucifera (sacred lotus), 756 nucleotides long. Lineage: Eukaryota; Viridiplantae; Streptophyta; Magnoliopsida; Proteales; Nelumbonaceae. The record is from RefSeq and is a predicted model, not a curated record.
AUGGAAACUCAAGCUGAAAGUUAUAAAUCGGGGACACCUAUUGGUAGCAAUCAAUCUCCAAUUGGGGUUGAACUUGAACACUCUCAAACUCCAACUUUAUCAACUCCAAUUGAUCCUCCAAGAGAGUCACCCGCUGAAUCUCCUGUUCAAAAUUCUAAUGAAAUUUUGGUUGAUGAUUCAGAGUCACCUAAUCAAGCCCCCGAUGCUAAUGUUGGUGUAAAAAGGAAAUUAACAUUUGUUGUUUGGGAUCAUUUCAAAAAGAUAAAAAUAAAUGGAGAGGAUAAGGUGGAGUGUAAUUAUUGUCAUAAAAAGAUUGGAAGCAAUAGUAAAAAUGGGACAACUCAUUUGCAUGACCAUUAUAAGACUUGUCCAAGAAGGUGUUAUGAAGAUAUAAGGCAACAUGUUCUAGUAAAAGGACAGAGAAAGGCUGAUGGGAAAUGGAAGUCCAAUGGAAUCAAGUAUCCAACAUUGCAAAAGAUUGCUAAGGACAUUUUAGCUAUUCCCAUUUCAACUGUGGCUUCUGAGUUUGCUUUCAGUACUGGUGGUAGAUCAGUGAGUCCUCAUCAUAGUAGACUUCAUGUUGAAACUUUGGAAGCAUUAAUGUGUGCCCAAAAUUGUUUAUUGAAGCAAGUACAAGGUGUUCAUUCGAAAGUUAUAGAUGCAUAUUACCACACAAUUGAAUAUGAUUCUGAUGUUGAUGAGAUUUCAGAAACCAAACUAUUCUUCAGCAUUCUCUUUGUUUCUCUUACUUCGUAA